Molecule: messenger RNA, 1896 nt
Organism: Fusarium odoratissimum NRRL 54006
Lineage: Eukaryota; Fungi; Ascomycota; Sordariomycetes; Hypocreales; Nectriaceae
Exons: 4
Coding region: 667-1779 (370 amino acids)
Source: RefSeq, a predicted model, not a curated record
CCUUGAUAGACACACAACCUCCCUAGGUUUCGUUAUCGCUAGAUCUAUGAAUCACUAUGGAAACAAAGAUCUGGGAACAAGUCGUUGCAGAGAAGGGACGACAGCGAGCCCGUGUCAUCUCUGCUUUUGUCACCAAGAACCUAUCAGACAACGAGGAUCGCCAGGAUGCAUACAAGGCCAUUACCGAAGUUGAUGAUAUCAGUGCCUUGGCCGAUAAGAUUUCUAGUGGAGAGUUCACGAGUGAACAUGUAACCCUGGCUUAUAUCACACGGAAAGUCAAUCAUUGAAUCCCGUGAGAGAUCUAUGCUAACACAUCGUGUCACAGAGCCAUUGAGGCGCAUAAGAAGACAAACUGGUGAGCCUCAUCGUAGACUCUUGCCUACCAAAGUCUGACGAUUUACUAGUCUGACCGAAAUCCUCUUCGAUGAUGCUCUGGAGCAGGCCCAAGAGCUCGAUGCGUAUUAUGCCAAAGAAAACAAAACAAAAGGACCUUUGCACGGCGUUCCAAUAAGUCUGAAGGACCAGUUCAAUGUCAAAUGCUAUGACACCACUCUUGGCUACACAAGCAAGGCCUUCAAGCCAGCCAAAGAUGAUGCCGUCCUAGUGAAGAUCCUGAAGAAGCUAGGUGUGGUCAUCAUUUGCAAAACCAAUCUCCCACAGAGCAUCAUGUGGGCUGAAACCGACAAUCCUCUUUGGGGGUUGACCGAAAACCCUAUUAUUCCCGGAUACACGCCUGGAGGAUCCUCGGGUGGGGAGUCGGCGCUGAUUUACUCUCAUGGAAGUCUCGGAGGUUUCGGGUCAGACUUGGGCGGUAGCAUUCGCAUGCCAGCUUCUAUGAUGGGCCUAUAUGGUUUCAAGCCGAGCAGCUCAAGAUUGCCAUAUGGAGGCGUACCAGUCUCAACCGAUGGACAAGAGCACGUCCCAUCAUCUAUCGGUCCCUUAGCACGCUCCCUCUCGACCAUUUAUCAUCUCACAAAAGAGAUCACACUACAAGAACCCUGGAAACAAGACUGUCGUUGCGUUCCCAUCCCAUGGCGCCAGUCUGUAUAUGACAUGACCGUGAACAGCAAGCUGACAAUCGGUGUCUUGUACGACGACGGCGUUGUGAAGCCUCAUCCUAGUAUCGUAAGGGUUAUUGCGCAAGCUGCAGCUGCCCUUGCAGCUGAUGGUCAUGAGCUUGUAAUGUGGAAGCCUGACUUGCACGCUGAGUGCAUAGAGGUUAUGGACGCCUACUUCACAGUCGAUGGAGGGGAAGACAUUCGUCGCGAUGUUGAGGCAGGAGGCGAACCUUUUAUCCCCAGCGUGGAGAGACUUGUGAACAGGGGAAAGUCUAUAUCAGUGUUUGAUUAUUGGCAACUCAACAAACGGAAGCGAGAGCUCCAGCAAGCCUAUCUCGAGAAGUGGAACAACACCUUCUCUAAAAAGGGGAAGACUGUGGACGCCAUUAUAAUGCCGGCUCUACCACAUGCAGCUGUACCUCAUAACACUGUCAAAUGGGUGGGAUAUACCAAGGUCUGGAAUCUUUUGGAUUACACGGCUUUGGUUAUCCCUGGAGGAAAGGUUGAAGCUAAAGAUCUUGAUGCGUUAUGGGACCAUGAGCCGAGGAACGAGCUGGAUGAGUGGAAUACCCGCCUUUGGGAGGAUAACAUGCAAGAGAUGGUCAAGCAUCAUCUUCCUGUAGAUAUCCAGAUCGUGGGCCGGGUUUUAGAGGAGGAAAAGGUUCUGGCUGUUGGCAAGGUACUUGAUGAUCUGCUGCGUACUCGUCUACUUGAGGGAUGAGCUCUGUAAGAUACUUCAGAACCCAAGUUUUCCAAAUAGAAAUAACAAAAGUGCGAGAUUUAUUCCUGGAGACCGCCCGAAUCUUGUCUCUAAACUCAACACUAUCCUCUUCCUCCG